Messenger RNA from Nicotiana tabacum (common tobacco), 1201 nucleotides. RefSeq lists its product as uncharacterized. Lineage: Eukaryota; Viridiplantae; Streptophyta; Magnoliopsida; Solanales; Solanaceae. The record is from RefSeq and is a predicted model, not a curated record.
ACCGUGCUCCACCAAAAACCCCUUAUUUUUCUCUCCUCCACAUAUUAGCGUCACACCACAAUCAAUUAAACUUCAAUCUUUGCUCUGAACCAGAUUAGUAUAUUCUUGGAAGAAAGAUAUUUAGAAGAAGAAAAGCAAAAGAGUAGGAGAAGGAGAAGAUUAUGCUCACAUACAUUUAACUAACUAAAACUUCAUUAAUUCUCAUAUUUAUAUUUUGCCUACUCAGGUAGUUUAAAAACUUCUGCCUUCAAUUUCGGAGGGGUUACCAUUAUUUCCACAGCUAUAUUUCCCCUCGCACCCCACCCCCAACCCCACCAAAAUCUCUGAUGCCUCUCUCCUCUCACCAAGGCCGACGACUGCCAUUUCCUCCACCACCCACCAAAAUCUCUGAUGCCUCUCUCCUCUCACCAAGGCCGACGACUGCCAUUUCCUCCACCACCCACCAAAAUCUCUGGUGGGGUUCUUUAAUUUUUGAAUAGUUUUGGGGAGAAAAAUCUUAUUUUUCAGAUUAUGACAAAACAGAUAGUCCUCCGUGCACCGUCAUCACUUUCGGUGGACCGGCGGCGGCAGCCACUGUUAUCGGGCCAAGAUUCAUAUUCACGAGGUGGGGUUCGGAAGGCGGCGCGGUUCGCGGAGGUCGCCGGCGGAACGACGGCUGAAUGUGCAGCGGUUUGUUGCUGUUGCCCUUGCGGGCUAGUGAAUCUCCUCGUGCUAGCUGUGUAUAAGUUGCCAGCGGGACUUUGCCGGAAGGCACUGAGGAGGAAACGCCGACGUCGGCUGAUGAAGAAAGGGCUUUUGGUGCGCUCUGAAGACACGGAGCUUUCAAAACACCCCAUCGGCACCACCCCGCUCGCAAUGCUUGACGACGGAAACAGCUUGGAAUCCGAUAAGGAUGUGGUGGCGCUAGAGAAGGAAAUGUGGAACAAGUUUUAUGGUGCUGGAUUUUGGAGAAGUCCCUCUCAACGGAGUGACAACAUGGAAACAAUGGUAAAUAAAUUGUAAAAAAAAUUAAGGAGAAAAAGCGGAAUUUAAAAAAAAAGAAGAAAGGAAGACCAAAAAAAAGAUAAUGAAAUUCAAUGUAUAUUCGCCCUAUUUUCUACUGGUGAAUCUUUUAGUUUUCUUGAAGAUACUAUUUUACAGUGUUGGAUCGAUUACUUUAUAAAAUUAAGCCAGUGAAAUGGAAAUGUUCUUCUUGCUUCUC